This is a messenger RNA of Diutina rugosa, 2598 nucleotides long. RefSeq lists its product as uncharacterized. The transcript has a single exon. Lineage: Eukaryota; Fungi; Ascomycota; Pichiomycetes; Serinales; Debaryomycetaceae. Bases 1 to 2598 code for a protein of 865 amino acids. The record is from RefSeq and is a predicted model, not a curated record. Gene Ontology annotation, cellular component: Ino80 complex.
AUGAACUACGACCCCAUCCACGACACUUACCUAGGGGGUGCCAACCAGUCGUCUCCGAAACUGGCCCCGUCGGUGCCAACUCCAACACUGGUGCCACCACCAGCAUCGGUACCCCCGCCACCCCACGCUCUUCAACCACCUCGCCAAGUGUUGCCACUGGUGCAAGCGUUUCUGAACCUGCCCACCGCUUCUUACCCUUACGCCAAUGGCUCACUGGGUAUAGCGCCCCCACCCCAUAUGUUGUACAACCCUGGCCAGCCCCAACUGGCGAUGCCAUUUGUUUACCAGCAAAUGGUGCCGGGCCAACCACUUCAACAGGUACCUCCUCAACCAGGUACAGCCCCGCCACAACAGCGGAUGAUUUAUGACCUGGCUCGAGGGUCAAAAUCUCAACAGCGACGUCAGCUGCUGGAGCUGGAGGACCAAGGCGAAAUGCUGCCCUCAAUGGCGAAUCUGGGGGAAAUUAGCCACUCACCACUGGCGGUUGAUGACGAUGAUGAAGAUCGCCGGAAGCGUCGCAAAUACAGCAAUACAACUAUCCCCAAAUCGCGUCAUUUGAAAAAGCUGGACGGCGAGCCUUUUUGGCGUCGAGACAUACAAUACGAUUUUUUGUACAAUCUAUUCCAAGAUGACACCAAAUGUUUCACCAACUACUUUGAUAUGCUGGACGUUCCGGGCAUCAAUAACGGCGACAAGCUCCUGUUUAGCGAGCUUUACAUUCGUACUAUUGCCGAACUGUCAAAGUGCCUGAGAGUGCUCAAAGAGCGUCUUUUACGCGACCAUGCGAUGGGUAUGCUGGUAGCUAUGGUAACUCUCUUAGUUAAUGCUGGUCGCAUGAAUACUACCAUAAACUUUGUUCCUGAAAUGCGCCUGUCAUUGCGCACGUUUCACCUGAUACCAUGUUUACAAGCUGAUCCUUCAGGAGGGAAUGCCACUACACCACUUCAAGACACGCCUCGGUUGAAGCUGAUCUUGAAAGCCGUAUGUCAGGUUGAUAGGCCGUCGCCCGCGCGCGACUUGCGUGAAUUAAUUGCACUGCCUCGUGGAGAAAAGCCGAAUGUAAAUGUGUUUCACCUUGUUUUCAUGUUGUCGCAGUUCAUUGGAGUAAUCCCGUUUUAUGAUGACGACCAAAGCCAACCUCCUCCCUAUAACGACUUUAUUGACUUCUUUCUCAACCCAUUGAUCCAUCCAGCAAACCGCGCGCGGCGUUUCCUUUGGCUAAUGUAUACCUACAUGGAAACUAACUUUACUCCUGAAGACAUGGCUCGGAAUCCAUUUGGCGGUGCCGUCAUUCCCCCAAGAAAAAUCAUUCUGCAAACUGAGGCAGUGAAAUUUGACGUUGAUACCCCCGCAGAGAUCGCCUACUCUCAACAAAUGUAUCAAAUGAGAGUUCACUAUGUGAACGAAGAUGAAUCUAAUGUACCGGUGGCAAGAAGAUCGCUGAAGCUGUAUUUCAAGCCCCUUUCUAAUUUGACCGAGAAAAAAGAUGAUGAUGCCAUCAACGACGAGGUAUUGGCGGUCGCGACUUCGGCCAUGGCUGCCGCAGAUAAUGUAAACGAGCAGACCGUGCCAAUUCUUUCUGAGCCCGCUUCGACUCAAUCUAAGGAUGUCCUUACCCUGCUGCAUCGUAGUGGAACACUGACCCUCGAUCCUGAGGUCACGAGUACGGAAGAUAUUCCUGUUUCUGAACAGGAUGUGCAUGACGCAGAAGAAUUUCCACCGUCAGAGCUUGACCAUGCAGAGGCAGAUUUGUUGAAUGAAGAUGACGACGCUGAAUUUGCCAACGCCCCAGACCCAGAUUUUGAAGCCGAAGACGCUAUUCCUCACUCACUGCCGGUUAUACCACCCGAAGAAGAAGUGCCAAUUGAUCCGGUGAUCCCAAGGAGAAAGCCCGUCAAACGUAAGCAGACUAAAGACAAGAGUGUAAAUGACAAGACUCAACCCGAGAACCUUGAGCAGCAAAUGGGACCUCAUUAUUCCUUACUUUCGGCAUAUCCAGAGGCAUGGGAGGAUCUCCAACACUUCUUGACUCAUCAGAUGGAAGCAUUCGGCAAUCUUCUUCCUGUACCCACAGGCAUUGAGGAUCAGUAUUCCUCAGUCCCUCAAAUUGGUGAUAUCAAUGAAGACGCGCUACUAACAUCGGGUCAGCAUCGUGAGCUUAUUACCCUGACGAAGCCCUUCAUCAAAGAGGUGCGCACAUCGUCUAAAGCAUCAACUGCGUCCUUCAAUAAGAAAACCACUAUUUUGGGGGCAUGGAUCUACCGCUAUUUCAAAUACAAGCGUUCGAUUGGUAACAUGUUUCUCGGAAUCGAAUGGGAAGACAUUCGUUAUGACCUCGUUCAUGGAAUUGAGGAUGUAUUGAACUCCCAAUUUGGUAAGCAGCUUCAUGUACCUCCUGUUAAGGCAGCCGAACUCAAGACCCAUGAAGAGGACCACAUUGUUCCACAGCGUGAUUAUGAUCGCAUAAGUGAACGAGACAUGUUUGUGCUUCAACUUGUCACUCAUAUAAACGACUGGUUGACGAAAGAAUCAACAAAGAUAACUCAACCAAACCUGAUUCAAUUCGAUUUCGAAACGUCAAAGGUGAAGUUCGCGUGA